This is a messenger RNA of Dentiscutata heterogama, 139 nucleotides long. Lineage: Eukaryota; Fungi; Glomeromycota; Glomeromycetes; Diversisporales; Gigasporaceae. The record is from the annotation of a GenBank genome assembly.
GCAGUCGGGUUAAAGCUGAACCCUGAAAAAUGUGAACUAUUCAAGGACAAUAUUAGUUUCCUGGGACAUAAUGUAGGAAAAGAAGGUAUCAAGCCAGACGAAACUAAAGUGGCCAAAGUUAAAGAAUUUCCUAUUCCCG